AUGUCGUUCUCUGUUAGAACUGCGUUACGUCCCGCGGCGGCCGCGCCUUUCCGGUGCUUGGUAGCUGCAUCCCGGGCACGAUGCGCCUUCACCACUUCUUCUUCCCUCCGGAGAAGCGACGACGCGGGUUCGACGGCCGGCGAGCUCGGCGUUGGCGAGCUGCAGGGUGCGACGUUUCGGAUCGAGCCUCUGAGGAGAGUGGGCGAGGACGACGAGACGAAGCGGGCGAGGCUUUUGUAUCAAUCCCGAAAGCGCGGAACCCUCGAAUCAGACCUCCUCCUGUCGACUUUCGCAGCGCAGCACCUGCCCACGAUGACGACGGCGGAGCUGGACCAGUACGACCUCUUCCUGGACGAGAACGACUGGGACAUUUACUACUGGGCGACGCAGCGGGAGCCCAACUCGAGCACGAACCCGUCGGUGACGAUGAGCCCCGCGAGCGCCUCGUCGAGCGAGGACUUUGCGACGGCGCGCAAGGAGGACGAGGCGCUGCCGAAGAGCCCGCCCAAGGGGGAGUGGGCGCAGACGGUGGGCAACUUCAAGCCUGCGUAUAGGCCGGUGCCGCGGCGGUGGAGGGAUAGCGAGGUGCUGGAGAGGUUGAGGGAGCAUGUGAGGAGGAGGAGUGCGGGCGGGGAGGGGACGGGGAUGGGGUUCAUGCCGCCGUUGGAGGGGUGA
This is a messenger RNA of Trichoderma citrinoviride, 675 nucleotides long. Its product is annotated as DUF339-domain-containing protein. The record is from RefSeq and is a predicted model, not a curated record. The transcript has 2 exons. Bases 1 to 675 code for a protein of 224 amino acids. Gene Ontology annotation, cellular component: mitochondrion. NCBI's taxonomy places the organism in Eukaryota, Fungi, Ascomycota, Sordariomycetes, Hypocreales, Hypocreaceae. Gene Ontology annotation, biological process: mitochondrial respiratory chain complex II assembly; tricarboxylic acid cycle; protein-FAD linkage.